AUGUAUUUCGGGAAAGAGGAUCCCCCGGUCUUCGGGACGUCUGUCUUCGAAAACAAGGCAUCAACUGAUGGGUAUGCAUCGGACCACAGGGAGCACAUCCGUGUCCAGCGCUCCUUUGGCACCGCUGCAGAGCGUGCGCGGCGGAACCUGAAUGCCAAACUGGCUAAUCCGCUUGCUGGCUAUACCCAAGAAGAAUUGCGCCAACAGGGCAUCAAUUUCGCCAUCACUCACCAGAUGGGUGAUGAGGAAGAUGUUCGUGCCUUUGCGAUGGGUGCCAUGUUAGCUCAAGUGCCAGAGAAAUAUGCGGAGAUCCCCGGUCUGACUCCAGAGGAACUGGAGGUUCUGGAGAACGAAUAUGCCCAUCGUUGGUCCCAGCCCUGGACAAUGUAUCUGGUCAUCUGCUUAUGCUCCCUCUCGGCUGCGGUUCAGGGGAUGGAUGAGACCGUUGUGAAUGGCGCCCAGGUCUACUACAGACAUCAAUUCGGCAUUGAUCGAGGUAGCGAAUCAAGAUCUAAUUGGCUGCUUGGGCUUGUGAACUGUGCACCUUACAUGUGUUGUGCCGUGAUGGGCUGCUGGCUGACGGUCCCCUUCAAUGCCUGGUUUGGCCGACGAGGCACCAUCUUCAUCACCUGUUGUUUUUCUGCCAUCACGUGUAUCUGGCAGGGGUUCGUCAAUACGUGGUGGCACAUGUUCAUCGCUCGCUUCGCCCUGGGCUAUGGAAUCGGUCCCAAGUCUGCAACCGUCCCUAUCUACGCCGCAGAAACAGCACCUCCUGUCAUUCGAGGUGCUUUGGUCAUGCAAUGGCAGAUGUGGACUGCGUUCGGCAUCAUGUUUGGCUACGUCGCGGACCUUGCCUUCUUCGAAGUAGAAGAUCCAGCAGGGAUUGUCGGUCUCAACUGGCGCUUGAUGAUGGCCUCGGCUAUGUUUCCAGCCCUGUUAGUCUGCUGCUUCGUUUUCACAUGCCCGGAAUCGCCUCGUUGGUACAUGUCGCGGAAUCGCUAUGACAAAGCCUACCAGUCAAUGUGCAGUCUGCGCUUCAGCAAGGUCCAGGCUGCGCGUGAUCUGUACUAUAUGCACACUCUGCUACAGGCGGAGACCGGCAUGAAACUUGGCCAGAAUAAACUUGUGGAACUCAUCGCGGUUCCUCGAAACCGCCGUGCGUUGAUUGCAUCUGAGCUCGUCAUGUUCAUGCAACAGUUCUGCGGUGUGAACGUAAUCGCCUAUUACUCGUCAGAGAUCUUCCUAGGAACAGUGACCUCCACGACUCACUUGUCCGUGUCGAAUCAGCGAAAGGCCCUGGCAGCUUCCUUUGGAUGGGGCAUGAUCAACUGGCUCUUCGCCAUUCCAGCUGUGUACACAAUCGACACUUUCGGCCGGCGCAAUCUCCUUCUUACUACGUUCCCUCUAAUGGCCAUAUCUAUGUUCUUCACCGGCUUCAGCUUCUGGAUACCCGAGGAGACACAUGCUUCUGCCCGCCUCGGAUGUAUUGCUUUAGGCACAUACUUAUUCGGCAUUGUAUACUCUGUUGGGGAGGGUCCAGUGCCGUUCACCUAUUCGGCCGAAGCCUAUCCACUUUACGUACGCUCACACGGCAUGGCCUUGGCGACGGCGACGACAUGGUUAUUCAACUGCCUGCUAGCCAUCACCUGGCCGUCUCUGCGCGCGGCUUUCACCCCGCAAGGGGCUUUCAGCUGGUACGCAGCAUGGUGUAUCGUUGGCUGGUGGUUAAUCCUCAUGUUUAUGCCUGAGACAAAGAGCAAGACCCUCGAAGAGUUGGACCAGGUGUUCUCGGUUCCUACGCGCUUCCACGCAGCAUACGGACUUCGUCAAAUUCCUUAUUUCAUCAAGAGGUAUAUCCUUCGCAGAAAGAUCCGACCGGAGAUCUUAUACGAGCGGGAUGACGAGGUUCCUAUGACAGAGGCCGGCUACAACACUUCCUGA
Molecule: messenger RNA, 1941 nt
Organism: Aspergillus ibericus CBS 121593
Lineage: Eukaryota; Fungi; Ascomycota; Eurotiomycetes; Eurotiales; Aspergillaceae
Product: MFS sugar transporter
Exons: 4
Coding region: 1-1941 (646 amino acids)
Biological process (GO): transmembrane transport
Cellular component (GO): membrane
Molecular function (GO): myo-inositol:proton symporter activity
Source: RefSeq, a predicted model, not a curated record